AGUGUAGAGUGAUGAUACGCUGGUGAAGGUUGCCUUUCAUGGUUGAGUUGACUGCUAGCAAUGGUACACAAAAUUGUGAAACAGUAUAAGUGCUGUUGCAUAACCUCGUCCAAUAAUUUGUCAUAUUUCGUUGAUAACUAGAGUCGCAUUUUGUGUGCAUGAUCAAGUGGAAAGUAGUUGUGGUAUCAUUUUCUCGAGGUAUUGCUGGUUUAUUCUGUAAUUGAAUCCUCACAGAUAAGAGUAUUGCCAUAAUAAAAGUACGAUUUUGUAGGAAGAAAUCUCCCGCGGCCAGGUUUUGCUACGAGUAUAUAACGUGGAUAGCACGAAUUAAUUUCGCACAUCCAAUUUUCACUGACCCAGAACAGGAAUGUGACUCGUAAGCACACAUCGUAAAAUGGGCAUACUCAAAACUUUGAUAAUAAUUACAAAUUUUUGCUUUGUGGCUAGGUAACAUUAUUAUCAUAAUACUUUCACACACGUUUAUCAAGAGUAAUCCUUGAAAUUACGCCUCUUAGCGGAGUUCCUAGAUAUUUUUAAUUUUUUCGCCCAUUGGGCCAGAGAAGAGAAAAAUGUGCCUUAAUCUCUACCAGAUCACGGUGCUAGUGGCGGCCUACACAGUGAUUCAAUGUUUGGGCUACAUCGGCAUCAACGUCGUGCUCAUACUCGUAGGCACUGAGACCAUGAGAGGCAAAGGCGGCUCCUUCGUACAGUACGCCUCGUAUUAUCUCGAUUGCGGAACAUCGCAGAACGCGACGCCAUGUUCAGAAUUGAAGCCGCUGAACCCUAACGCAGUGUUCGCGUACGAGUGUUCAUACACCGCCCUACACGCCUUCUGGAUAGCUGGGGCUAUUGUGCUGCUUACACAAUUGUUCAAGAAAAGAGUAUGGGGAGACUACGUUUUGUGGCUCAUCGCCGGCGCACUUAUCAUUAUCCUAGAUACGGUCACGGGAGUCUUCUACAGUAUGGACAUUGGGCGCAGAGAAGGCAAUGCCCACAACGCAGCAGUGAUGAUGAUGCUAAUAUCCUUCCGCGGAGUGGCUUUGUACGUCCUAAACAUCGUCUGCUUCGUGAUCGUGGCGAGGGCGCUUCGUGACGUGAGGCAUGACGCACUCAACAGCAACGCAGCCAACAGCAAAGUUGCUGAUCCACCAGUGGUAACACCCACAAGUGCGAUACGAACUCCAACAACACAAGACAGUCAACAUUUAACGUUGACCGAAACAGACUCGCUGAAACGAGCCGGCAUUACACAGGUCGAAUUGCAGCCCAUCGUUCACGCAGCAACGGCAAGUUCAAGCCACGAAGAAACUCCAACUAACACAGAAAUCGUGAGGCCAGUGCAAGAGACGCCUCGGUUCGUAGGGUAUCAGCCAAAUCCUAGUCUUGCGGCGCAGCAUCAGCAAGUUAUUGCACAAAUGGGAGAGGGAUCAAGAGCGGCGUCCAUGUAUAGGAAUGAGGAUCAAUAUAAUAAUAUGCCACAGUAUCAGUAUGACGAUCCUGAGAAUGAGGACCUCACAGAAGAUGCAGCCGCCCUACCGUAUGACUCGUACUAUGAAGAUAACAACGGCCAUGACUUCAAUGAAGACUUGCCAACCGAGCAUCCAUCGUAUCGGAUGUCGCUGAGAAGAGAAAAUACGGCACCAGGCUACUCCAACCGGUACGAAUACGAUAAUCCCGAACAGAUUCUUGACGAUUACAAGGACGAAGAAUUCUACGGCAGCGCUCGACCGCCAGUGCCUGCCCGGCCGCCAGCGCGUGAGGAGCAUCGUGUGUCGACGAGCGGCGUUAAACCGCCUGUACCGAAGCGACCUACGCCAAAAGCGGACUACGAAGAAGUUGAAACGCCUCCCACAGGGCUAAUUCCUCCAAAGAAGGUGCCGUUCGACGUGCGUCCGUUCUCUUACAUCAACCCUGGCUUCCGGCCCGCGGACCACGGCGACGUACGAGCAAUGAAAAGCCACAAGGCCGACAUAAAGAAAACUUUAGAAGAAGAUCUUGAGAAUCUUAAAGCUAAAGAGAAUAAAAUUGAUGCACGCGAUAACGACGAUAGUGACGACGGAACGCCCGUGAUCAAAUCCAUCGUCGAUGAAACAUCAGGACGCGGAAAGCACCAGGCCAAACAUCGAGCAAAAGCUACCACAUCGUCGACCUAUGAUGACGGCAGCAGUGAUGAUGCCGAUUCAGUUGCCGAGUCGCCCAGGGAUUCAACACGGGCCUACGAAGGAGAAGAGUCAUCCUAUGACGUCAACCUCAUCACCGCUGUCUGAGCCGAGAUUAUACGAGUCUACACAAUGGGAUUAUGAACUUGAUUUAAGUUUACUUCAAUAAGUGCUGCUGGAGCAUUGUUGUUAAUAACGCGAUCUAAAAUAGAAGCCAAAUCAAUUUUGUUAUUGAUAAACUUCAAUUCGUCGAAAAUUAUAAAAUUUCACGGUAGAUUCCUCCCGUUAAAUGGAGGGAAAAAUUUGAUUAGAUCUAUUAGUGUAUUAUUGGAGCCAAGGGCAUUAGAUUGUAAAGCAGAGAAUACCUAAUAUAAGAAAAUCAUUUUAAUGGAGAUAGCUACGCAUGACAUUUUAGGGCUGGCCGUUCGAUGAUAUGUCACAAACGCAAAGUUCGCGGCUCGAUACCAAACGAAUGGAAAAUUUCUCCAAAUAAAAUAAAAUCACAACUAAAAAUGAAUA
This is a messenger RNA of Hyalella azteca, 2678 nucleotides long. RefSeq lists its product as uncharacterized. Lineage: Eukaryota; Metazoa; Arthropoda; Malacostraca; Amphipoda; Hyalellidae. The transcript is spliced from 9 exons. The record is from RefSeq and is a predicted model, not a curated record. The coding region runs from base 570 to 2267 and encodes 565 amino acids.